GCAACCUCAGUGUAGUUAAAAAGAAAGAAUUUUCAUCAUAAUUGGAUCUUAAUCAUUAAAUUAAAAAAAAUAUAUAAAUAAGAAGGUAAAAAAAAACAGGAGGUAUUAAAUGAAGGUAGGGUGUGUGUGUAAAAACACAGAGAAGCAGGUGAGGUCAAAUGAGACACAAUACUUAAUGCACUGAGCAGAAGAAGAAGACGAAGAAAAAUUAAUAGAGAAGAGAGAUAACAAAAAAAUGGAAGUUAAUGGAGAAGAAAAGAGAAGCUAUAGGAAAGAAGAUGAAGAAAAAGAAGUUUACUACCCUCUUCUCAACUCUCCAUGUUCUGCCUUUCACAAAACUGUUCAAGCCAUAUUGAAGUGCCUUGGUCUUGAAUCAUCAUCCAUAUCACCAUCUUCCUCAUCAUCAGAAGACCCUGGAACUGAAACUGUUCAAGAAACGGGAUUUAUGGCGAUGGUUGCAAGAUUGACAAGAAGGAGACCAAGACCGCCUUACAGCUCAGGGCAACCUGGUCAGAACAACUGAUUCUGACACUCUUAAAGACUUAUGUCCUUGUGUUUAAAACUCACUUAUGUUUGCUUUCCAUCUUGUUUGCUUCUUGUGAGCGGUUGGGUUUCUUUAUUUGAAAUCAAACAAAACUUGGUAGACUCUUUUGUGAGCGAUUUACUAAUCGUAGGUUUUGUUUUAUGUAUAGGAUAGGAUCCUUCUGUUGUUAUCAUCUGUGUUAUUCUUUCGUCUUUCCUUAGGAGUUUGAUACUCUGAUUGUACUAUGUUUUCCUUUUUCAAAGUAUGUGUGUUUUUCUAUAUUAAUGAACUUUCAGCCGAUAAAAAUACGUUCAAGUUUGUAACUGAUUUAAUUAAACAACAAAUCAUCUCAAAAUGAUAACUUGGAAACUGGACUGUCAUAGUGAACCGCAAAUUCUUUUGCACCAAUUGUUUAAAUUGCAAUAAAUUUGAUAUUAUUUUCCAAAAAAUACACUUAAUCGAAAAUACUUUAAUAUUUAGGUUUAUGGUUCAGUGAUUAUUGUUUAGGUAGUGUCAACAAUUAUUUUGUUAUAUUUAUUAUUUUAUUUUAAAUAUGAAAGUAAACAUUUUGACAAAAAAAAAUCUAGUCCAUAUAAAGCUAAAACCAAAUGACCAAGUUCUUAUGUUUUAGUAUAAAUUCAGAUUUUACAAUAAGACCAAAAUGAAUGAAAAUAAUGAAAACAUAAUUUGAAGUUAUUAAGAAUUUUACAUGUAAUUUUAAAAAGUCAUCAGGGGCACAUGCCCCACACUGUGGCUUCGCCACUGCAUAUAUAUGUUGUAAAAUACUAGUCUUUAUUCAAAAAUCAUAGCAUUCAACACAAAAGUUUAUGUUGUAUUUAAAAGUUCUUUUAACUGAUUAUAAUUGAAUCUGUUUUUAAUGUAUGAGGUCGAGUUUCCAGUUUGGAUCAAAA
Messenger RNA from Brassica rapa (field mustard), 1434 nucleotides. RefSeq names its product elicitor peptide 6. Gene Ontology annotation, biological process: innate immune response. Lineage: Eukaryota; Viridiplantae; Streptophyta; Magnoliopsida; Brassicales; Brassicaceae. The record is from RefSeq and is a predicted model, not a curated record.